UGUACCUACUUGAGGUAGCAAGAGUAAUUCAGGUUUGGGAAAAACGAAAAAAAAAAACAGGAUAGGACAGGAAGAGGCGAAGGCGUGGACGAUGACAUUGUUGACUGAUGGUCGGUUCCGUCGGUUCUACGGUUCUUUUUGGGGCGUCUUCCGACUCCUUUUGUUUUCUUAGCACGUUGGUUUUCCUUGCGGUAUUCCCCUUCCGCCACUCUCUCGCUAGUCUCAGUUUGCUUCCUGUGUCAAUUGUAAAUCGUUUCCCUGUAUCUGUGCCAGCUAUCAACAAGUCCGUCUGCGUAGCACGCUUGCUUCCCUUGUGUCUCUCGGAAACCACGUCUGCAUCGGGAGAUGGAGGGGUUGUGCAUUAAAGAGUUAUUCCGGAUCCUCUAUGGCGAGGUCUAUGAGGGCGAUACCGAUAUGGUUCUCACUUGGAAGAGACUAAGGUCCGUUGCCCUCAAGGAGUCAAAGACGCACAAAUUCGCAAU
Molecule: messenger RNA, 482 nt
Organism: Sodiomyces alkalinus F11
Lineage: Eukaryota; Fungi; Ascomycota; Sordariomycetes; Glomerellales; Plectosphaerellaceae
Exons: 1
Coding region: 108-365 (85 amino acids)
Source: RefSeq, a predicted model, not a curated record